Messenger RNA from Otolemur garnettii (small-eared galago), 357 nucleotides. Its product is annotated as zinc finger protein 679-like. The record is from RefSeq and is a predicted model, not a curated record. The transcript is spliced from 4 exons. Lineage: Eukaryota; Metazoa; Chordata; Mammalia; Primates; Galagidae. Gene Ontology annotation, biological process: regulation of DNA-templated transcription. Bases 1 to 357 code for a protein of 118 amino acids.
AUGUUAGGAUACCCCAGAAGCUGGGAAAUGGGACUGUUGACAUUUAUGGAUGUGGCAAUAGAGUUCUCUCUGAAGGAGUGGGCAUGCCUGGACCCUGCCCAGCGGAAUUUGUAUAGGGAUGUGAUGUUAGAGACCUACAGAAACCUGGUUGAUGUGGGUCUUACUGCCUCUAAGCCAGACCUGAUCACCUGUCUGGAGCAAGGGAAAGAACCCUGGAAGGUGAAAAGACUUGAGACAGUAGCCAAACACCCAGGACUUGCUGCUUCUAAGCCAGACCUGAUCACAUGUCUGGAGCAAAGCAAAGAGCCCUGGAAUAUGAAGAGAGAAGAGGUAACAGCUAAACACCCAGGUAGGUGA